Micromonas commoda is the source of this 2178-nucleotide messenger RNA. RefSeq lists its product as hypothetical. Bases 1 to 2178 code for a protein of 725 amino acids. NCBI's taxonomy places the organism in Eukaryota, Viridiplantae, Chlorophyta, Mamiellophyceae, Mamiellales, Mamiellaceae. The record is from RefSeq and is a predicted model, not a curated record. The transcript has a single exon. Gene Ontology annotation, molecular function: metal ion binding.
AUGGCGGGGGAGAAGCCGGGGUUCGAGUGGAACGUCCCGGAGGAUCGUGACGCGGACGCGGCGGCGAGAGCCGCGCGGAUGGACCCCCCCGCGCCGCGCCCGCCCGAGACUGUGAUUCACGAGGGCGAAGAUGCCGCUCGGGUAAUCUACGGCGAGGUGUGCGCCAUCUGCCGCGACGACGUCACGCGCCGCGGUCGCAUCGACGCGUGCGACCACCUCUUCUGUCUCCCGUGCAUCAAGCGAUGGGCCAAGAUCGAGACCAAGUGCCCGCUGUGCAAGGCGCGCUUCUCGUUCAUCCAACCCGAGGAUCUGGUCCCUCCGGAUCCGGAGUCGAGGCCCUCCACGCGCGGCGCCCGGGCGGGCGGCCCCCAAAAGGAGCUCAAGCGCAUAUACCUCCCGCACAGGGACCAGAUAUACGAGGGCGACGGCGAGUUACCCGACGGGAUGGACAUCGAGGAGGUCCUGUGCGGGCGGUGCGGCGACGGCGGCGACGAGGACAAGCUCAUGCUCUGCGACGGGUGCGACCAGGGAUACCACUGCUACUGCGUCGGCCUGGACUCCGUGCCGAUGGACGAGUGGCGCUGCGCCAUCUGCGCCGUCGAGGACGAGGAUGACGACGACGGGAACGUCACGACGGAUCAUCUUCAUGAAACGGCUGAAGACGAAUCGACGCGAAGGGACGAGGCCAUGGCUCGUUCGUUGCAGAGAGCCGAGGACGCGGCGGCGGCGCGAGCGGAACGGGACGAGCUCGUCGCCGCCGCGAGGGAACGGGCGGCGAUGCUUCGUAACGCACGGCGUAACGCACGACGGGGGGGGCGUGACGGCGAGACAGUCGUCCGCGUGCGCACGGUGGGAGCCCAUCGCAGGGCGCGCGAGCGACGCGAGGAGGACGAGGAGGACGAGGAGGACGAGGAGGGUUCGCCGGCGUGGGCGAGCGCUAUUCGACCCGCGCGGGGAUCGAACCCACGACCGCGUAGACCGCCGCCGGCCGUGCCGUACCGUCCCCCCGGCGAGGACGCUAGGCGCCGGACGCAGAUCGCGCGCGUCGCGGAGCUUCGGCGGCUGUGGGAGCGGUACAGGACGGGCGCAAUCGCGUUCGACGGCGGCGACGGUACGGAAGCCCCGAACGCAUCGAACGACGUAACGCACGGCGUAACGCACGACGUUUACCCACCCGACGACGCGCGACGCCCUUUCGAGACGGGGGUGGACGAUUGGGAGCUCGCGCGAGCCGCGACGGGGCUCCGAGAUGGCGCCGAUACCGUCCAAACGUUUGAACCGGCGUCGACUCUGACUGCGACCAUCGGUGCGGGGGAACCGAGGAGGGAGCUCAAGCGACCGGCGUCGAGGAGGGAGCGAGGCGCGCCCGUCCCGGCCGUCGGCGCGGGUGUCGCGGGUGUCGCGGGUGCCCGUCCUUCCCCGCCUCCGCCUCCGACGCGUCCGUCGAUUCCCUCUUCGGAGUGGGUGAACCCGCCGCCGCCGCCGGACUCGGUGACUCAUCGCCCGGUGACUCAUCGCCCGGUUCGACGAAGAGUAACGGACGUAAAAGUAACGGCCGCGAGCGGCGGUCGGCUUCCGCCGGGCAUCUCGUUCUCGCCGCCCCGCCCACCCGCGUCGACGCGAACGAAACGCGGCGGAUGGUCCGACGAUUCCGACGACGAGGAACCGUCGGUACGAAAACGGCUCGAGGGUUCGAUUCCCGCCGGCGUCGAAUUCCACAAAAAAUCGCUCCCCCCCCGGCUCCCCAGGCACGAGGUCCCCGCCACGUCCUUCGUUCCCCCCGGGGUGGUGAAGCACACCGAGCUAUUGUCGGGGAGCGACCCGGCGGAUGCGAAAAGACGAGAGCGAGAGACGGAGUCUGCGGCGAUGAAUUUCGGCGCAAUGGAUAAGAAGCGGGUGGCGGCUCGCGCCAGGCACUUCCUCCGCCCGGCUUGGACCUCGGGUAAAGUCAGAGGCAAGGACACGUUCAAGGAGUACGCGAAACGCGCGACGCAGGCGGGGUUCGCGGCGGCGUGCGCGUUGGCGAUCAAGACGAGAUCGCGGCUGGCGGGGGCGUCGGAGGAUGAGGUGCUGGCGGGGGCGGAGGCUCGCGCGCGAGAGAUGAGCGCCGCGGUGGACAGGGCGGUGCGCGCGGCGCUUCGCAAGUUGGGGGUGGAGACGACAGAGGACGACGGGUGA